GCGUUCGGAACUGCGGGCGAAGGUCGUAGCUCGGACGAGGAAUCGAAGGUCGAUGCGAUACGAACACCAACACCCAGCGACCCAGGGAGGCACGGCGCGGGGCACUCGGCCAGGACGCUGCAGGAGGCACGGGCACUCUUACCAUGGCGCAGGUUCUUACCAAGGUACCCAAGAUGGCAAACAGGCGUGUUUUCGUCGUUGGAGUUGGAAUGACGAAGUUUGAGAAACCUGGUCGACGAGAGGACUUUGGUUACCCUCAGAUGGUAAAAGAAUCUGUAGGCAAAGCCCUGGCUGAUGCAAAACUCAGCUAUGAUAAGAUCCAGCAAGCUACCAUUGGAUAUGUUUAUGGUGAUUCAACAUGUGGUCAGCGUGCCUUGUAUGAGGUUGGCAUGACAGGCAUACCAAUGUACAAUGUCAACAACAACUGUUCAACUGGGUCCACGGCACUUUUGCUGGCAAAGAACAUCAUUGCAGGCGGCCAGGCUGAUUGUGUUCUGGCUGUUGGCUUUGAGAAGAUGGAGAGAGGAUCUUUGAAAGCUAAGUAUACGGACCGGGAAAAUCCCAUCGAAAAGCACGUGUAUAGCUUAGCCAAUGUAGCAGAACUUGAGAGUGCUCCAAUGGCGCCACAGCUGUUUGGUAAUGCUGGAAAAGAGCACAUGGCAAAGUAUGGCACCACACCCCUGCACCUGGCCAAGAUUGCUUAUAAAAAUCAUCUCCAUUCAACUAAUAACCCUUACUCACAGUUCCAAGAAGAAUAUACCUUGGAUCAAAUCCAAGCAUCCCCCAUGGUGACUUGCCACCUCACCAAGCUCCAGUGCUGCCCAACCUCUGAUGGAUCUGGUGCUGCUAUUCUUGCCUCUGAAGACUUUGUAGUAUCCAAUGGCCUUCAGAAUCAGGCAAUUGAGAUCCUGGCAAUGGAGAUGGCAACAGAUCUGCCAUCAACUUUUGAGGAGGAAAGCCCCAUGAAAAUUGUUGGUUUUGACAUGACAAGAACAGCAGCCCAAAAAGUUUUUAGUAUUGCAGGAGAAUCACCAGCAAAUGUUGAUGUGGUUGAACUUCAUGAUUGCUUCUCUGCUAAUGAACUUAUUACUUAUGAAGCUCUUGGCUUGUGUGAAGAAGGUGAGGCUGGAAAGAUGAUUGAUGCUGGUGACAACACAUAUGGUGGAAAGUACGUCAUUAAUCCAUCUGGUGGGCUUAUCUCAAAGGGCCACCCCCUAGGUGCCACAGGCCUUGCGCAGUGUGCCGAGUUGUGUUGGCAGCUGCGUGGUGAAGCAGGCAAACGUCAAGUGCCUGGGGCAAAAUUAGCUCUUCAGCAUAACAUUGGUCUCGGAGGAGCAGCGGUUGUAGCACUCUACAGGAUGGGCUUCAGAGGCAAUGAAAGGGGGAUUGUGGCAGCAGCUACAUCAGCUGGAGAGGAGUUUAAAAGUGCAAAUAUCUUCAAUGCCAUUGAAGUUGCACUUUCUGAAGACGGACCUAAGCUCGUUAACAAGGUAAAGGGUGUGUACUGCUUCCAAGUCAAGGGAGGUCCUGAUGGCAAAGAAGCCAAGUGGAUUGUGGAUGCCAAGAAUGGGUCAGGUUCAGUUACUUUCAAUGGAGGAGCCAAGCCAGAUGUCACAAUCACCAUGAAUGACAAUGACCUUGUUGAUCUGAUGGAAGGGAAGCUGAACCCACAGAAGGCCUUCUUCCAAGGAAAGUUGAAGAUAAAGGGAAACAUGGGGUUAGCCAUGAAGUUACAAGAAUUCCAAAAAGAUACAAAACAGCUCAAGGCCAAGCUCUAGGGUUUGAAUGCCUUUUCUUACCCCCUUUCUCUUUUCUUUUCCUGUCUUUUCUUCUUGCUGUGUCUCAUUCUCCCCUUCCUAUUCCUUUUCUCUUUCCCCCUUCAUCCUAUAAAUUCAUUUUUAAUGCUUCUACAUUCAGAAUACCCUCCUCUUUGGCAUCAUUAUGCAUCUGUAAGACUUUUAAGAAGACAAGAAAUAGCAUCAGUUUUUUAUCAUAUAACAAGGGAUGAUGGUAAAAGAAAAUCUACUUGGAUGCAAUAACAGUGUUUAUGUCUCCAUUUCUUUUAUGUUAUAAAUGGAUUUAUAGCAGUCUGGUGGAGUAGAACCAGAAUGUAAUUAGAUUGAUUUGAUAAACGUCUCAAGGACUGGCCCGGGCACUUGACGUUAAAAAGAGCUUUGAAAUCUUGGAUAUAACACAGAUUUAAUUGCAUCCUAGAAAUGUCCAACUUUUGAAAUAACUAUCCACCAAAGAAACAGGAAGCAAGGAUAGGGCUGGUGAUUAAUUGCAAAUGAGCCAAAAUCCUAUGCAUAAUAUUAUCUGAGCACCAUAAUAGACACAAAUUAUCAGUUCCACAAUGUAUAUGCAUUGAAGAAUAAAGUAAUGACAAGAAUUUCACACACAAGUUGUAUGUAUUACCUGAAUGGACGAAUAUUUCCUGAGGAUGGUGAUUUUAUAUUACAAAAUGGAUGAACAUGGCCAGUUUUCAUUAAAAUCUACUGUCCAUGUAUCUAUGUGCCCCAGUUUCUUCCUUUACUAAAUGAAAUUCUCUUUAAUAAGUUUACGUUAUAGCCAAUUUCAAAAGUUAAACAUUUUAGUAUUGUUGGAAAUAAGGUGCCCCUGUACAAAGCAAGUUUCACAAUUUAAGAUACCUACGUGGAUUUGAAGUCCACUAGCAGUGUAAUCAAUGAAUGUUUGAAAUUGUUUAAGGUAUUUGCAUGUGCAAAUAAAGCAAUGCCAGCAAUGCAAUGGAAAUGACUGUACAGCCUUCAGGUACUAAGCCUUUGAAUGCAUGAAUUAGUACUGAAUAAGUGAACUGAGAUUGUAUGCACGUCUUAGUUUAGUAUCAAGGAAGCAAAAUUUGGAAGAACAAAAGUUAAUGUUAAUUGUUACAAUAAUUUGGUUUAUACACUUUAUUUUACAUUGUAUAAUCUUUUCAAAAUAUUAUUUUGUUUAUAUAGAUAUCUAUGUUUUAAUAAAGACAUAUUAGAUUAAA
Molecule: messenger RNA, 2992 nt
Organism: Penaeus monodon (black tiger shrimp)
Lineage: Eukaryota; Metazoa; Arthropoda; Malacostraca; Decapoda; Penaeidae
Gene: ScpX
Product: non-specific lipid-transfer protein-like
Exons: 11
Coding region: 144-1778 (544 amino acids)
Molecular function (GO): acyltransferase activity, transferring groups other than amino-acyl groups
Source: RefSeq, a predicted model, not a curated record